Molecule: messenger RNA, 752 nt
Organism: Moneuplotes crassus
Lineage: Eukaryota; Ciliophora; Spirotrichea; Euplotida; Euplotidae
Source: the annotation of a GenBank genome assembly
AAUUAAUAAAGAUGAACGGGUUUGGCUAUGGAUCAAUGAACGGCUCUCCUUAUGGAUCAGGAAUGGGAGGAGGUUAUAUGGGCAACCAAUAUAACCAGAACAACCAGCAACAACCUCCUGAGGACCAGCAGAACUUUAUGAAUUCCAUCCGAACCUUAGUAUCUGGGCUGAGCGCAGUCACUGGAAUUUCUUAUGGAUUAUCCACCUUCUUUGGUCUCUUUUAUAAAGCUAUAAAAUUCUUAAACAUUUUUAAAGGCAAGAAGAAAACUACUGACCUCCUUGACUCAGUAUGGAGAUAUACUGUCAGGAAGCAUUCUCGCAGAGGUGUCUGGCAGAUGCUUAAAAUUCUGGUUGUCUCAAUCCUCUUUUGUUCAGUACACCUCUUCUCAGAGUCAAUCUCAAGACAAGCUGAGCAGAACUGCAAAGAUCAACAAGAAGCCAGUAUUGAGGAGGAAAAGGAGGAGGCAAAUGAUAUUUCUGUAGAGGACUUUAUGCUCCAAAGAAAAUCAGAUAAUCAAAAGUCUAUCGAAAUCGGUGAAGAAAAUGAAAAAUCAACCGAGGUAGAGGAGGAAGAGAGCAUCAAGCUGGACAGCCUCCACGAUCUCAGUAAUUGUGAGCUUUUCACAAUCAGUGAGGACACUGAAAAGAUUUGAGAAUUUGACCAGACAGAAGUGAAAGGAGAUCUUUCUCGCUAUCUUGGACAUCAUAUCUAAUCCUAACAAUAACUAAUUCUUUUGAUAACUUAAGCUUCA